This is a messenger RNA of Aquila chrysaetos chrysaetos, 2300 nucleotides long. It is a transcript of the gene TTLL9, whose product is annotated as tubulin tyrosine ligase like 9. The record is from RefSeq and is a predicted model, not a curated record. Gene Ontology annotation, cellular component: cilium. Gene Ontology annotation, molecular function: tubulin binding; tubulin-glutamic acid ligase activity. Lineage: Eukaryota; Metazoa; Chordata; Aves; Accipitriformes; Accipitridae. Gene Ontology annotation, biological process: microtubule cytoskeleton organization; protein polyglutamylation.
AUGGGGACGGGCGCGGCCUGGCGGGCCCAGGCCCAGGCCCAGGCCCAGGCCCAGGCCCAGGCCCAGGCCGGCAGCCCGCGGGGGAGGGCAGAAGCAGCAGCCCUGAGUCAGAAGAACUGCUUAGUGAAGAAUCUGAAGAGGUUUCAGAAGCAGUUAGAAAGAGAAGCAGGAAAGUUUGAGACAACAAAAUGUGCCUUUAUUCUGAAGACCUUCAAAAUGCUUUCAGAGUACCAUUUGUUUGUGGAAGAAUUUUGCAAGAAUCCUGGCAUCACUUGGUUUAUGAAACCAUACAUCCCACUGAAGGCCUGGUUAUACAGUGGAUUUGCUUGCUUUUCUAAUACACAAUUUACUCUGAAUAGCAGAGAUGAUCGCUAUGUUCAUCUCACAAAUGUGGCAGUGCAAAAGACUGCACCUGAUUAUGAUCCUGGGAAGGGCUGCAAGCUGGUGACUGACCAGCUUGGACAGUGCUUGACCGCCAGGUGUGGGGCAGGGUCGGUGGAAGUUCUCUUUGCGGAUAUGGACAACACUUACAUCCACAGCCUCCAGAGUGUUCAGAAGGUGACUAGCAGUGACAAACACUGCUUUGAGCUCUACAGCUAUGACAUCCUGAUCCAUCAGGAUCUGAAACCAUAAGGCUGGCUUCUGGAGGUAAAUGCUUCACCUUCCCUCACUGCCAGUAGCCAGGAAGACUCUGAACUCAAGUGUCAUUUUCUCAAAGACACACUUCAUAUUGUGGACAGGGAGAGCAGGCUGACGGGGAAGGAGAAGCGUGUUGGAGGCUUUGACCUGAUAUGGAAUGACAGGCCUGUCAGCAGAGGGGGAGACCUGGGUGCUCCGGUGAAUGAGAACGUCACGGCAAACACACGUUUAGGCUGCUGCGAUGGCAGGAAGAAACAACUAAAGCAGCUUUUCAGGAAUCUUCCUGCACAGCAGCAAGUGUAAUGCUGAUCCCAAGCUUGGGAUGGGAGAGGUCACCAUGGAUGAAGUUCAUUCUCUCUUCCAUACAUUGGGCAGCAGCAGUUCCCAUUUCUGUCUGGACACUGCUGGCUCAGCACAAGACACUGGCCUUCUUGCUUCUGGUUUCCCGGCUUGGAAGCUGCAAUGGGCUUGAAUAAGAUUAUUUCAUAAUGGCUGACACAAGGCAUGCUGGCUUCUCAGCUGUCCAUCUGCACUCGCACUUAGUUCUGUACCGUGCAUGAAAAUAAAAGGGGCUAAACACAUUCUGCACAGCAAAACAAAGCUUUUAGGGAAGGCAGGCACCCGAUCAUCCUACUGCUACUACUAUGGAAACAUGUCAAGAGCAGAAAACCUGUUGCCAUGAUACUGUAAAAAUAACCUCGCCAUCACAUGUUAUGGAGAGGCUGACUGGCUGUACUACACAGGUUAUGUAAGAGUGCGGCUCCAACACAGGGACUUGGCACUGUGUGCUGCCGCUUGCUUCCAGAAGAGAUGCAAUUUUCUGAAAAAGCUACAGGCGAGAGCGUUCAGGUAAUAAGUCAAUGUUAUUUUUAAUCAUUGUAUCUGGAACUCAAGCCUGAAGUGGACAGCCUCGCUUCUUGCAGUUGUGCAUUUAGGGUAUGUGGUGUUGGCUACAGAAUGUUAAAACUUAGGUCAAGCAAUGGUAGUUAGCUUUUUAGAUUUAAAGAAAUCACACCUCAGUUUUAAGGAGUCUGAAACAGACUAUUUUUGGAACUCUGCAGAAUUUGAUGCGUGUGUGGAACUGGACAAGGCAGCACAGGGCUGCCUGGAGGAGGCACCUCUGGCCUGUUAACCUGGAAGGUGGUCAGGGAGCCAGGAAACUGGUGGAGCUGCGCUUAAAGUUCUGCAUAGCUGUGCAGAAGGGAAGAGAGCAAGGGAUGGGGCCCAGCUCUGUGUUACACAUGCAUGGUUUAACAGAACGGGUGAGCUACCUCGAGAGCUGGAGAAAGAAGGUCAGCUGCCAUGUUUAAAGAUUUAAAUUCUAUCCAGAAAUAUCUUUACAAAAGUUCAAAAAAGAAAGGGCUCAACAGGACCCAGACGCUUUUCUGUAGACAGGAAAAAAAAAAAAAAAAAAAAUCAAACUCACUAUAGUCCAUUACUAAUUCCAAUUAAUUUUUUAAAAUCUUCUUAUGGUUUUAACCAAGUUGUGCUGGGGUAGCAAGUUCAGACUAAAGUGUAGAAGACAAUAAAUUUUAAGACCUUUGAAGAAACUAUUGCUGGUUAAAUCAAUUGUCCUUUUACUACAAGACAGACUCAGUGACUAUCCCUGCUCUGUCCUCUUCAGGUUGCUUUUUUAAAUAUACAUACAUUUUAUCCCUUCA